This is a messenger RNA of Caenorhabditis auriculariae, 761 nucleotides long. The record is from the annotation of a GenBank genome assembly. NCBI's taxonomy places the organism in Eukaryota, Metazoa, Nematoda, Chromadorea, Rhabditida, Rhabditidae.
AUGUGGAGACUUUGGUGGUCUGGAGAAGGUGAAAAUCUUCAACAAUGAUAACCGUUCUGUAUUUUCUGUUCAGAGCACAAAGUGAUAUUAGUAGGACUGGAUAACGCGGGAAAAACAACUAUAUUGUAUCAUUAGUGAGUUUUCUUUCAAAAUUCCUAUUCAAAUCAUAUUUUCGCUCAGUUUGACCGGUGAUGUUGUGGACACGAAACCGACAAUUGGCAGCAACGUCGAGGAGAUUACCUUCAGAAAUCUGAAGUUCGUCAUGUGGGAUAUCGGUGGACAGGAGAGUCUCAGACAGUCUUGGUCGUCCUAUUACAAUCACACCCAUUGCGUUAUUAUAGGUACGCUGCCAGUUUUGAAUUUUUUAAUGCCAAAAAGAUCGCGAGACUUUAGUUAUCGAUAGUGCUGACAUAGUACGACUAGCUGUCAUAAAAUCUCAACUCUACACAAUGUUAGAACACGAGGUGAAUGCCAAAAAAAAACCCUCUAUGAUAUGAUGAGAAUAUUUUGAGGACCUUUCUAAAGCUUCGUUGUUGGUUCUAGCGAAUAAACAAGACCUUGAAGGAGCGUUGACAGCACCCGAAAUCUCAAAUCAACUCGGCUUGAUAAAUAUUAAAAAUAGAAAGUUUGUUUACAAUACUAUUUAUUAUUGUUGCUAAUACUGCUCAUCUUCCAAUUACAGAUGGCAAAUUCAAAGUUGCUCCGCAUUGAAGGGAGAAGGGCUCAAUGAAGCGUUAGAGUGGAUUGCAAACAACAUUUGA